AAGCCAGCAAUCCCAGUCUGGGAAUUCGUUCCAUUCCAUGUUUGAAUACGCUUCGUGUUUUGCUUCCAAUCCGCCGUUCUUGCUGGAUGAUCCGUGUCCCUCUGGAGUGUGAAGUGAGGAGAGAGCUGGAUAUGGGACGGUGGCUACGUUUCCCCGCGUUCUCAGGAUAACCGUGUGUGAGAGAGGGAUUGUGGAAGCUUGGUUCUGGCUGUAAAUUCCCACCAUUUGAAUCACAAUCGGACACACUGGGGUUGAAAACAAAACCACUAAAUCAAUGUUAGCCUGGCAAGCUGGCUUCGCUGCGGGAGAUGCGCGCGAACACAAUGGGAGACAACGCACUCACUUCGCUUGGAGGAAUACAGCGUUGCAAUAAUAUUAUUCUACAAUAAUGGGAAUACUGUCGUGGUGGAUCUUGAAGCAAUAUACCCGGACUCUCUGUUGCCUGAACCCGGGAUAUUUGUAGAUUUGUUUGCUGUGAAAAUAAUUACUCUGUAAGCGACUCCAGUCUGGGAAGGAACCGUGGGCAUUUUUUGCACAAGCGAUGCAUUUUGAGAGGGAGAGAAGCCGGACAUGCCCUAAAUGAAGACUGUGCUUGUUUGGUUGCUACAUUACAUUUGUUGCCAGUUUAUAAAUCCACCGGGAUGUGAAAGGAAUUUAUUUCCGGCGUCGAAUUCUCAUGCCUUUUUGCACAUCUUGAUUAUUUUAGUAGUACAACUAAUUUGAUAUAGUAAUCGUUUAAUUGUAGUAUUAUUACAAAUAGCCUACUAUUACUUCCUUAUUAUUAGACGACAUCAAAGGACCAGUGUCAGGAAGUCAUUUUCCCGUUCAAAGUAACGUCUGGCCCACUCGUGUAGCCUAUUCAGUAGCCCCUAUUUCAGUUCAUGUCCCUAGAGAAUGUACCUUCUUGACGGUAAUUGCGAAAGGAUGGAACGAGGAACGCCACAAAGGAAAACAGUGUACCGGAUCUCUCUCACCUUGGUAAAGAAAGAGAGCUUGGAGGAGGAGGAUGGUGUUAGCUGCGGGAGCUCGGGACCACGACGUCUCGAGAACCCCAAAGUGGGCGCUUACCGUCGCGAGGUCUCCUCGGAGCUCCAGAGGAGUUGUCUGCUGGAAGAGCUGAAAGAAGUCGAGGAUGAAAGCGACGAGUUCCACUCACACAAUAACUACAUGAGAAAUUUCAGGACAUUCAGCACAGGACAAUUAGAAAUGGGAAGGCUUAAAAUUAAAAAGAAGGCUCAUCAGUUACAUAAAGAGUUAAAGGAAACGGCCACUAGCCCCUCCACAGAGCACGGAAACAACAGCCAGGCCUCAGAGAACACUAAGGCCUCAGAGAAGACUAUGUCACCACAGAGUCAGAAGAAAUCACAGGGGAUAAGCUGGACACAGGAAAGCUCAGAAACUGACUUGAGGCUUAAAGGGGAUAUUUGCACUGAGACUGAAAAAACCUUGCGAACAUCUGCUGCCAAUGGGGAGAAUGGGAGUGCUGAUAAGAAGAAAAGGCUUCUGAAAGCCAAGAGCACAGAGGAGAAGGGCAGUGAUGCUCUAACUAAUGGGGACGGGGUUAAGGACAAGUUGUGUGCAUCCAAAAGUAACGGGAAAGCCGCCAAGGCCUCUCCCGAGACCCCGCCACUGAAGAGGCACCCCAGCCUGCUUCGCCGGAGCUUCAGUUUCCGCCACUGGUCGGGUGGCGAACUGCUCCGCAUCCGGGCCCUCUCCAAAGACAAGCACCACAGCAGCUCCGGGUGCAUCGGCCGCGGAGACGGAUCAGCCGGGGACGACAACCAGACCCCCCAGUCCACAGUCCUCCAGAACCCGGCUUACGAUGAGACGGGACCGCCUAAACGAAACACGUUAGAAGUCGGGGCUGUCCUCAACAAGACUGACUCGAUGACUGAGCUGAGCCGCUGGGAACGAGCGAAAGGCAAAAACCGCACAUUGGACAACAGCGACCUGCUCACUCUUUCGAUGAAGAGUGUGUCGGAGAAGGAGGGGUUUCUGCGUGGCACCGGCGCCCGCUCCAGUGGCUCGGACCGUCGGCUGGUCAGGUUUUUCAGCGGUAUCUUCUCCAGGAAGGAGGGAGGGAGGAUGUCUACCUCCACUCCGGUGGGCAGCCCCAGCACUAACCGCUCCCUGAGGAAGGGGAAGAGGGGUGGUCUCAUGGCCUACUCCCAGUCCAGCACAGAGAGUGUUAACGGAGGAGGAGGCCUGUCAUCAGAGGACGCCUUCGUGAACAGCCAGGAGUGGACCCUGAGCCGAUCGGUACCAGAACUCAAAGUGGGCAUUGUGGGUAACCUGGCCAGUGGGAAGUCUGCGCUGGUCCACAGGUACCUGACAGGAACAUACGUCCAGGAGGAAUCUCCAGAAGCUGACGUGGAUGCAGGGGGCCGUUUUAAGAAGGAGAUAGUGGUGGAUGGACAGAGCAACCUGCUGCUAAUCAGAGAUGAAGGGGGCCCUCCAGAGGCUCAGUUUGCCCUGUGGGUGGAUGCGGUGAUAUUUGUGUUCAGUCUGGAGGAUGAGAUCAGUUUCCAGACAGUCUACCAUUACUACAGCCGCAUGGCUAACUACCGCAACACUGCUGAGGUACCUCUGGUGCUGGUGGGAACGCAAGAUGCUAUCAGCUCAGCCAAUCCCCGGGUCAUCGACGACACACGAGCACGCAAGCUGUCCAAUGACCUGAAGCGCUGCACCUACUAUGAGACGUGCGCCACCUACGGCCUCAAUGUGGAACGGGUCUUCCAGGACGUGGCCCAGAAGAUCGUGGCGACCAGGAAGCAGCAGCUGUCCAUUGGUCCGUGCAAGUCCCUCCCCAACUCCCCUAGCCACUCCUCUGUGUGUUCUGCACAGGUGGCUGCAGCAGUACACAUCAGCCAGCAGACCAGUAAUGGCGGUGGCAGCCUGAGUGACUACUCCUCGUCAGUACCCUCCACGCCCAGCACCAGUCAGAAGGAGCUACGCAUCGACGUCCCCCAGACCGCCAACACCCCCACCCCCGUCCGCAAGCAGUCCAAACGCCGCUCCAACCUCUUCACUUCUCGGAAGGCCAGCGAACCAGACAGGGACAAGAAAGGACUGGAGGGCCGAGCGGACAGCAUUGGAAGCGGCCGCGCUAUCCCAAUUAAGCAGGGCAUGCUUCUGAAGAGGAGUGGCAAGACCCUGAACAAGGAGUGGAAGAAGAAGUAUGUGACGUUGUGUGACAACGGCCUGCUCACCUAUCACCCCAGCCUGCACGACUACAUGCAGAACGUCCAUGGGAAGGAGAUAGAUCUGUUGAGGACCACAGUGAAGGUCCCAGGGAAGAGGCCUCCCAGAGCGGUGUCUACCUGUGCUGCUGUCCCCAGCCCGAAGACCAACGGCCUGGCCAAGGACAUGAGCAGUCUGCAGCUGGGACCUGGUGGCCCUGGCUCUGUGACCAGUAGUUUGUCUACCUCUCAGAUGGCCAGUGGGAUCAGCUUGGUGUCCUUUAACAGUCGUGGUGACGGCAUGCACCAGAGAUCCUACUCAGUCUCCUCCGCCGACCAAUGGAGCGAGGCCACCGUCAUCGCCAACUCAGGAGUCAGCACAGACACUGGCCUGGGAGACUCUGUGUGCUCCAGCCCCUCCAUCUCCAACACCACCAGCCCUAAGAUGGACCCGCCCCCCUCGCCGCACGCCAACCGCAAGAAGCACCGCCGGAAGAAGAGCACCAGCAACUUCAAAGCUGACGGCCUCUCUGGUACUGCGGAAGAACAAGAGGAGAACUUCGAGUUGACCAUUGUGUCUUUGACGGGCCAGACGUGGCACUUUGAGGCCACCUCGUACGAGGAGAGAGAUGCCUGGGUCCAGGCCGUCGAGAGCCAAAUCCUAGCCAGCCUGCAGUCCUGUGAGAGCAGCAAGGCCAAGUCACGUCUGACCAGCCAGUCUGAGGCCAUGGCCUUACAGAAUGUGAGGAGCCUGAGAGGGAACUCUCGCUGUGUGGACUGUGAGGCCCAGAACCCCGACUGGGCCAGUCUGAACCUGGGAGCGUUGAUCUGUAUCGAGUGUUCAGGAAUCCACAGGAACCUGGGGACCCACCUAUCUCGUGUUCGGUCCCUUGACCUGGAUGAGUGGCCCCUGGAGCUCCUCAAGGUCAUGACCUCUAUAGGCAACGAGCUGGCCAAUGGCGUGUGGGAGGGCAACGCACAGGGACACCUCAAACCAGCGCCCGAUGCCACCAGGGAGGAGCGUGAGCGUUGGAUCCGGGCUAAGUACGAGCAGCGGUUGUUCCUGGCGUCGCUCUCGGGGAUGGACCUAUCCCUGGGCCAGCAGCUGCUGAGGGCCACGGCUGAGGAGGACCUGCGCUCCGUCAUCCUGCUCCUGGCUCACGGCUCCCGGGAACAGGUCAACGAGACGUGUGGAGAGGGAGACGGACGCACCGCCCUUCACCUGGCGUGCCGCAAGGGCAACGUGGUCAUCACACAGCUCCUCAUCUGGUACGGGGUGGAUCUGAUGGCGAGGGACGCCCAUGGUAACAGUGCGCUGGCAUACGCACGGCAGGCCAGCAGCCAGGAGUGUGUUGACACGCUGCUGCAGUACGGCUGUCCCGAUGAACGCUACCCGCUUAUGGCCACGCCCAACCUGUCCCGACGCAACACCAACCGCAACAACAGCUGCAGCAGCACGGGCAGCACUGCACUCAUAUAAACACUACCGCCCCCUUCAGGAGGCCUCCGGUACUGCGACUCGCAGGGUAUUAACAGGCUAAACACACAAUGUGGCAUUGUCUGCAUAUUACACACUCAACAUCCUGACUGGAAAAAAACGGACAUUUUUGGAAGUGAGAGACUUAGGAGAAAAUGGCUGAACUCUUUUGGGAACCACUACUUCUGCACUCCUUGUCUUAGAGCCCUAGUUGACCCCUGACCCUUAAACCCUCUCCACUCUGCCACUAAUCUCACACAGAAGACCCUAGCACUCCUGUUGAAGUUGUAGUUGAUGAAACCCUCUGUCCACCCUUUGGGCUCUCUGCCCCACAUCAUGAUGACAACAGUUUUUGGGAGAGGCCCCCUCCC
Messenger RNA from Coregonus clupeaformis (lake whitefish), 5027 nucleotides. It is a transcript of the gene agap1, whose product is annotated as ArfGAP with GTPase domain, ankyrin repeat and PH domain 1. The record is from RefSeq and is a predicted model, not a curated record. Gene Ontology annotation, molecular function: GTPase activator activity; protein binding; GTPase activity. Gene Ontology annotation, cellular component: nucleus. NCBI's taxonomy places the organism in Eukaryota, Metazoa, Chordata, Actinopteri, Salmoniformes, Salmonidae.